CACUGGCUCCAACCCAGCCAGUCAGAGGCUGGCAGACGUUUUCCAUCAAGGGCCAGACAGGGAGUGUUUUCAGCUUUGCAGGCCAGACCAUCUAUGUCACAGCUGUCCCUUCUGCCACUGGAGCAGGAAAGCGGCCACAGACUGCACGUAAACCAGUGAACGCGGCUGUGAGCCAGCCAGCGCCUUAUAGAAGCGCCGCAGGCUGGGUUUGGCCCGCGGGCCGUUGUUCGCAGACCCCUCCCCUCCACCAGUGGGGCUGCCGGUCACGUCCAGCCCUGUUCUCGGUGCAGACUCUGCAGCUGCAGUGACCCGGGGGGACGCCUGCUUCCACCAGCUGUGCCUGGGAGGGAGAGGCUGGCAGCGCUUGGCGCCCCGCCCUUCCCCGCGCGCGUCGUGCCGUUGCUCGUUUCUGUCUGGCUCGUGAGCUGGGAACAGUUUUCAACGAUUCUAAAUGUUUAAUGAGGCGAUUGUUGCACAUUUCUGUAUCCGCACCUGAGUGUCCAUGUGUCCUCUGGCUGCUUCGCCCCAGGAAGGCAGAGCAGAGUGGUUGCUAUGGAGACCCCGUGGCCUGCACAGUUGAAAUGGGCACCAGCUGGCCCUUUGCAGAAGACCUUUGCGACCACGUUGUGGUGGGGGUGGUUUGGGUUCGUCCUCAUUGCUCCCCUCCUGGAGCCCUUCCCUCAUUUUCCCCCCGGUGUCCCAUCUCUCCCGUCCCCGGAGACGCUGCUCCCCACAUCUGGAACCUUGCUGGGGGUGAGCCCGUCUCUGUGCACCUGUCUCCAGAAUGACGGCUUAUCUGACGCCUUUCCAUCUCUCUUCUCGGUGGUUCCUACAAGCCAGCGGCAUCCUGAAGGGGUUCGACCCACUGCUCAAUCUCGUGCUUGACGGCACCGUGGAGUACAUGAGAGACCCCGACGACCAGUACAAGCUCACAGAGGACACCCGCCAGCUGGGCCUGGUGGUGUGCCGGGGCACCUCCGUGGUGCUCAUCUGCCCGCAGGACGGCAUGGAGGCCAUCCCCAACCCCUUCAUCCAGCAGCAGGAUGCCUAGCGGCCGCGGAGACCCCACUCAGCUGCCUCGGGACUCGGAGCUGCCCUCCCCCGCAUCACGUGCCACCGCAGGAACGGAACUCUCCUUUUUGUAUAGGUUAUGUUUUGUUUUCUUAAUAAAACUGCAAACCUCAAAUGUC
Molecule: messenger RNA, 1190 nt
Organism: Ailuropoda melanoleuca (giant panda)
Lineage: Eukaryota; Metazoa; Chordata; Mammalia; Carnivora; Ursidae
Gene: LSM7
Product: LSM7 homolog, U6 small nuclear RNA and mRNA degradation associated
Exons: 2
Coding region: 785-1051 (88 amino acids)
Biological process (GO): mRNA splicing, via spliceosome; nuclear-transcribed mRNA catabolic process
Cellular component (GO): catalytic step 2 spliceosome; Lsm1-7-Pat1 complex; U6 snRNP
Molecular function (GO): RNA binding
Source: RefSeq, a predicted model, not a curated record